AUGCCUCCUCCUGCAAUGAUUGCUUUUAAUGAUGGUUUUUCUCAGAAAUCUAACGAUAUUGAGUGGCAAGGUUUCAGAGUUUUUCCAGGAGAAAACCCUAACCCUAGUUUCAAUAUCUUGGUGAAGAAGGCAGUUACGCAAAGCGAGAAAUUAACCAGUCCUAUUCUCUCACGUUCGUCGGCGACAGACGACAGUUUCAGAAUGGUGUUACCGCCUGCGAUGCCUCCGCCAAGAGACUCGGCGGUUCCGCUUCCAAUGCUCCCGGAACCGAUGAGAAUCAGGAAGAAACUUAGCCACCAAGAAACAAUAAAUUUUAUGAGGAAGUCACCUUGUUACAAGGAAGAAGAUUUCAAAUGUAACGCAUUCUGCUUGUCUAUUCCUGGAUUCGGGAAACACAAACCGGUUAGAUCUUCUUCGAAACGUCAAGAUUUGAUGGAGAAGAAGAUGAUCAGAGCGUCUUCUUUCACUCAUUCAACUGUUUCCAUGCGCGCUUCGCUCGAGAAAUUCGAAUGCGGUUCUUGGGCUUCCACAACGGCUCUGAUGCAAGAGAACGGUCGGUUGUUUUUCGAUUAUCCGGUAGAGAUGAUGAAAUGCAAUAGCCCGAGCCGCAGCGGAAAUGGAGGAAGAGAUAUGCAAGAACCGGUGACUUCUGGUUUCUUGUUCGAUAAAGAAACAGAGACUUUGGCUUUGAGAAGCGUUUUAAAGACGAGGAGCACUCGAGAUCACCGGAGAUCAGCUGAGAAUUCACCGCAACGCCGUGUACGAUUCUCGACGUCAUCUUCCUCGGCUUCGUGCCCUACUUCGCCGCGAUCUUGUAUCACUCCAAGAUUGCGUAAGGCUAGAGAUGACUUCAACACAUUCUUGUCCGCACAAAACGCAUGA
This is a messenger RNA of Arabis nemorensis, 882 nucleotides long. The record is from the annotation of a GenBank genome assembly. NCBI's taxonomy places the organism in Eukaryota, Viridiplantae, Streptophyta, Magnoliopsida, Brassicales, Brassicaceae.